Carica papaya (papaya) is the source of this 908-nucleotide messenger RNA. Its product is annotated as SWIM zinc finger family protein / mitogen-activated protein kinase kinase kinase (MAPKKK)-like protein. Gene Ontology annotation, molecular function: ubiquitin protein ligase activity; zinc ion binding. NCBI's taxonomy places the organism in Eukaryota, Viridiplantae, Streptophyta, Magnoliopsida, Brassicales, Caricaceae. The record is from RefSeq and is a predicted model, not a curated record.
ACUGCGUUCCCCUACACUCCCGCCAUUCUUCACGUGUACCCCUUUAUUUACACAACGAAUUUUCACAUCACAAUUAACAAUCCCACCCUUUCGCAUUCAACAUUAAUUAAUUUAUUUUCUCCAACAAUGGAUCAGCUCUCUGCUUCUUCCUCCAAUUCACCCGGCCACCACCGCUCCCACCGCCGCUCAUGGCUCGCCCAACCAGUCACCGACCGGAUCUUCCGGGCCAUGCGCCACCAUCUCCGCCUCCUACACCGUUCCGAAUCCACCUUCUUCGUACUCGGCGCCACUGGGAACGUCUAUAUCGUCGGUCUCACCACCACCCCAACCUGCACUUGCCCUGAUCGUACCUCCCCUUGUAAACACAUCCUCUUCGUUCUAAUCCGGGUGCUCGGCGUAUCCCCAGAUGACAACUGUCUCCGUCGGCGGACUCUCCGGCCCUGCCGGCUGAGUCGUCUGCUGAGUUCUCCUACCUUGCCGGAAUCCAUGGCGGGGCCAGGUCUACGAGAGAGGUUCCACCAGCUUUUCUUUCAAUCAGAGGUUGCGAGCACUUGUUCUCAUAUGAGCCGGGUUGAGAUAGAAGAUGGGACUUUGUGCCCUGUUUGCCUCGAAGAGAUUGGUGGGGAUGGUGGACAGAGUGUGGUGGCUUGCCGGAGUUGCCGGAACUUGAUCCAUGAAGAGUGCUUAGCUCGGUGGAAGAAGAGCAGAGGGAGGAGGCCGGCGAGUUGCGUCAUCUGCCGAGCCAGGUGGAGAGACGAUCGGAACCACCAAGACAAGUAUCUCAACCUCUCUGCUUAUAUUAGUCUAGACGAUGUGCCCGUGGCUCACCCUUCCCAGGGUCGUCCAUGUGGUGGUUGAAGUUCUACAUUUAUGACUAUUUUAAUCUGAUUGGGUGUAUAUAAUUUUCA